Messenger RNA from Ylistrum balloti, 915 nucleotides. RefSeq lists its product as uncharacterized. The transcript has 4 exons. The record is from RefSeq and is a predicted model, not a curated record. Lineage: Eukaryota; Metazoa; Mollusca; Bivalvia; Pectinida; Pectinidae. Bases 1 to 915 code for a protein of 304 amino acids.
AUGAACAAAAUCAGACGUAAAAGGGAGCCUGACUUUACAUUAUAUCUUUACAAUACAGAGAAGAAACUUAAUUGGUUUUCACCGAAACGGGACACACGGCACCAGUUUGCUGACGUUCUAGUGAUACAGGAAUCUUAUAAUACCACAACAACUUCUCCGGAUGAACAGACAGACACCCCUACAGAUACCAUAAACACAACUUCUCCGGAUGAACAUACAGACACCCCUGCAGAUACCACAACAACUUCUCCGGAUGAACAGACAGACACCCCUGCAGAAACCACAACAACAACUUCUCCGGAUGUACAAACAGACACCUCUGCAGGUGCCACGGCCACAACAACUUCUCCGGAUGAACAUACAGACAACUCUGCAUGCGCCACAGCCACAACAACUUCUCCGGAUGUACAGACAGACACCUCUGCAGGUGCCACAGCCACAACAACUUCUCCGGAUGAACAUACAGACAACUCUGCAGGCAUCGCAACUUCCCCGGAUGUGAGCACAGAUACCUCAACAGGUACCACGAGCCAUACAUCCUCCCCAGAUUUGAGUACGGUCUAUACUUCCGACGUAGCCACUACUCACAAUGCCAGCUGCUGUAACUGCUCAAGCAUUAUUUGGGGAAACACCACCAUACAAGACAUACUGGAGUCUGAAAAUAGCUCUGCAAUCGAAGAGCUCAGGAAAAUUUUGAAUAAGUUGAAGGCCCAACUGGUCGUUAAGAAGACAGAUUUGACGUCAUACCGGCUGAAGAAGGUGAGCGCCGCGGACACGAGAACGUCUGCUGCUGGUAUCGGAUGGCUCGGAGUCGUCAUCAUUGUUGGCAUCGUUUUGGUCAUCGUCUUCCUGGAUAUAACGACCUUGUUCAUUCAGAAAAAAAAACCAAAUAUGGUCUCGGACAUUUCCUGUUAA